UCACCUUUAAUGUGGAAUUAGACUCACAGCCUCACACUGAAUAACGACUGUUGUGUGUGCCAGCUCGGUGAAAACCUUAGCCCACGCAGUGAUGUCAUGUGGGUUAGCCUACACCUGUGAAUGUAAAUGCAGCUGCACCUGUGUGGACUGUCACAGACACCUAACCGUUUGACAACAGAGGCAGCUGUUUGGUUGAACCUAUUUUAAACCAGAUGCUGUUAGCUCUCUGUAGUUACAGCAGGCAGUUCUUCAGAAUAGUCGCAUCUCUUUCCCUUUGUUAAUUCGCCUGCGCUGCUUCUAUGCUAGAUGGGCUGAAUUAAUGUAGGAUAUUUAUAUUACUGACCACAUAAUUAUCAAAAUUAUGAUUAUAUGUCAUGGCUGACGAGGUUGUGCUUUCUAUUGUCAGCCAAUAUUUCAACAGUUCUAUUUGCCGACGACGAAGGGUUAAAGAGGCGCAGUCGCCACCACUGGUAAGCAGAAAUCAUCAAUGUUGAGCGCACAGACCACUCUCCUCCAGAGCGAUCACAUCUCAACGAACUAGUACGGACGACGUUACCCUACGUUUUCUUCAACUAGACUACUGGUUUCUCUCUGUUGCUUCCAUCGGGUGCACGGAAACAGGGAAGAAUAAGGCCAGUAGGAGAGAAAAAAGGACGCAACUAUGGCAAAACCAAGGUUCCUUGGCAGGCUGACCGACUCCCCCUCCCCAGAGUCUGCAAUGACAAAUGACAAGAAGUAGCCAUUCACCUGAGAGGAUAUCAUUUUUGACAGCUCAAGGGACGUAAACAAACACGGGUUCCUCUCUUUGGAAACUGGAAACUGCCUCGCGAUCCCCCUGGCGCGCAAAUAAAGUGGACGCUCAUUUCUAGAACGCUACUUUUCACUUAGAGGACUGUCCACUUGGUCCAUCUCAUGAAGUUACAAAAACGUAGGUCGAGGAUUACAGUAUUUAUUAUUCUAUGACGAGAGCACAGUGAAUGUCGUCCGUUUGUCGGGACUCGUCGACGUAGAGGUCAGCAUCGGCGACAGAAAGUCCAACAACUCCAGUGGGAUAGCGUACAGCAAAGAUGCCCGUCCGAAGGGGUCACGUGGCACCACAGAAUACUUUCCUCGAUACCAUCAUUAGGAAAUUCGAUAGUCAAAGUCGUAAGUUCAUCAUUGCCAAUGCCCGGGUGGAGAACUGCGCCAUCAUAUUCUGCAACGAUGGCUUCUGUGCCAUGUGCGGCUACUCGCGGGCUGAGAUCAUGCAGAAGCCCUGCACCUGCAACUUCCUGUACGGCCCUCACACCAAGCGGCUGGCCAUCGCCCAGUUGGCUCAAGCACUGCUGGGCUCGGAGGAGAGGAAAGUGGAGAUCAACCUCUACAGGAAGGACGGUGUGUGUUUCCUGUGUCUGGUGGACGUGGUGCCGGUGAAGAACGAAGAUGGCCUAGUGAUCAUGUUCAUCCUCAACUUCCAGGUCAUUUCAGACGACAAACAGCCCAACCAGGACCUCAACCACAAGCUGCCCCCCUGGCUCCCCACAGGCCGGCCGCGUGGCUUCAAGCUCCGCCUGCCCUCACUUCGCUCCCUCAGCAACAGCAAAGCCUCUCUGGAAGACCCAGAGACAGGGCGCCUCCCGGCCCCUGGCUACCCCAGCCACGAGUCCCUGGCUCUGGGAGAGCUGCUCUCCCUGCCCACAUUACCUCCUGGGCACAAGAGCUCCAGUAGCACAGGCAGCAGCAGCAGGCCGGUCCUCCUGUGGCCCGAGGACCAGCGCGGCCUGCUGGGCUCAGAGCCUCCACCGUCCGCCGCUCCCUCCUCGCUGCCCCCCGGCCAGUCGCCGUCCCGCAUCGCCCUCCAGACGCUCAACCCGAACGUCUCUCUGUCCAACUGCAGUCUGUCACACAGUCGCUCCCGCGAGAGCUUCCACAGCAUGCGGCGGGCGUCGUCAGUGGAUGACAUCGAGGCCAUGCGGCCGGCGUCAGACCGGAAGUACAGCACAGCCCAUCCCAUCCACAGCAGCACAGGGGCGGUGAACAACAAGUCCAACAUCCUCAACUCCACGUCGGACUCGGACCUCAUGCGUUACCGCACCAUCAGUAAGAUCCCUCAGAUCACCCUGAACUUCGUGGACUUCAAGGCGGACCCCCUGAUCACGCUGCCCCCGGGGGACAUGGACAUCAUAGCCCCCUGCAAGCUCAUCGACCGCACACACCACGUCACCGAUAAAGUCACCCAGGUGCUGUCGCUGGGUGCUGACGUCCUGCCAGAGUACAAGCUCCAGGCCCCUCGCAUCCACAAGUGGACUGUCCUCCACUACAGCCCCUUCAAGGCGGUGUGGGACUGGCUCAUCCUGCUACUGGUCAUCUACACGGCUAUCUUGACCCCGUACUCCGCCGCCUUCCUCCUCAACGACCACGAGGAGGUGGCUAUGGUGAACUGUGGCUACUCGUGCUCGCCGCUCAACGUGGUCGACCUAAUCGUGGACAUCAUGUUCAUCGUGGACAUCGUCAUUAACUUCAGAACAACGUACGUCAAUACUAACGACGAGGUGGUCAGCGCUCCGCUGAGGAUAGCGGUCCAUUACUUCAAGGGCUGGUUCCUCAUCGACAUGGUGGCAGCCAUUCCCUUCGACCUGCUCAUCUACCGCAGCGGAGAGGAGACGACUACUCUGAUAGGCCUGCUGAAGACAGCCCGCCUCUUGCGGCUGGUGCGCGUGGCGAGGAAGCUGGACCGCUACUCGGAGUAUGGCGCCGCCGUCCUCUUCCUGCUCAUGUGUACAUUCGCUCUUAUCGCCCACUGGCUGGCGUGCAUCUGGUACGCCAUCGGCAGCGUGGAGCGCAACGGCAGCAUUGGCUGGCUCCACACGCUGGGCGAGUCUUUGGGGAAACACUACAACGAGACGGUGCAGGGCUCGGGCCCUUCCAUAAAGGACAAGUACGUGACGGCACUCUACUUCACCUUCUCCAGUCUGACCAGCGUGGGCUUUGGCAACGUCUCCCCCAACACCAACUCCGAGAAGAUCUUCUCCAUCUGCGUCAUGCUUAUCGGAUCUCUGAUGUACGCCAGCAUCUUUGGGAACGUGUCGGCCAUCAUCCAGAGGUUGUACUCGGGUACAGCGAGGUACCACACCCAGAUGCUGCGGGUCCGAGAGUUCAUCCGGUUCCACCAGAUCCCCAACCCACUGAGGCAGCGGCUGGAGGAGUACUUCCAACACGCCUGGUCCUACACUAACGGCAUCGACAUGAAUGCUGUGUUGAAGGGGUUCCCAGAGUGUCUCCAGGCUGACAUCUGCCUCCACCUCAACCGUACCCUCCUGGAGAACUGCAAAGCCUUCAAGGGCUCCACUAAGGGCUGCCUGCGAGCCCUUGCCAUGAAGUUCAAGACCACCCACGCCCCGCCCGGCGACACCCUGGUACAUGCCGGCGACGUGCUCACCGCCAUCUACUUCAUCUCGCGCGGCUCCAUCGAGAUCCUCCGAGGCGACGUGGUGGUGGCCAUCUUGGGGAAGAAUGACAUAUUUGGCGAGCCCAUCAACCUUUACGGGCGAGCUGGGAAGUCUAACGCCGAUGUGAGAGCUCUGACCUACUGUGACCUCCAUAAGAUCCACAGAGAGGACGUCCUGGAGGUGUUAAACAUGUACCCCGAGUUCUCCGACCACUUCUGGAUGAACCUGGAGAUAACCUUUAACCUCCGGGAUACCAAUAUGAUUCCUGGCUCUCCAGAAAGUGACAACUCAGACUGUAUAGGAUUCAACAAACUGCGCAGACGCAAACUAUCAUUCCGGCGCCGGACAGAGAAGGAUGAUGCAGAUGCAGGAGAGAUUAAAAAGGAGAGAGCCAAUAAACCACUACGGCGGAGACGGAAGGAGGCGGCCAGUAACCAGGGGGAGGGGCCUCUGAGCUCAGUGUCCUCCCACUCCAGUGGCGACGAAGGGGAGGAGUCUGUGGUCACAUGCCCUGCCCCUCCAUCGGCUCUGCAUGAGAUGUCCCCGGCUCAGGCCACCACCCUGAACUUCAGCGACACUCCCGAGGGGGAGGGAGACCCAAAGGGGGGCAACACCUGCAAUGCACUCACAGGAGCAUUUUCAGGGGUGUCCAACAUCUUCAGUUUCUGGGGUGAGAGUCGGGGCAGUCGUGAGUACCAGGAGCUGCCGCGCUGCAGCCUGCCCUACCCUCCCCCUCUUAACACGCCCCUCAACAGCAUUGGCCGCAGGCAGCGCACCGAGCUGGAGAACAGACUGGACCUGCUGCAGAAGCAACUCAACAGGCUGGAAACGAGGAUGUCGACAGACAUCGGGGCAAUCAUGCAACUACUACAGCGUCAGAUGGCCCUGGUGCCCCCAGCCUACAGCACUGUGUUGUCUCCCUCUCAGGCCUCACCCUUCCCUGGCCCUGGUCCUGGAGAGAGGCUGGUGCAGUCUGAGACACUGGCUUCCCUCUCACAGAUCUCACACCCCCAGGACUUUGAGGAGUUCCCCGGCAAGUCGUAUGACUCUCUCCGCGGCCCUGAUCAGCUGCACCCCCAGGACUCGCCUCUGGUCAGCCCCACCGAGACACAACGAGACACCACUGGGCUGGGCAGCUUAAUCCUGGACCUGGACCUGGACCUGGACCUGGGCAGCCUGGAGCUAGAACUAGGGGCUGGGUCAGUGGCAGGGUUUGGGUCAGGGAUGCGGGCAGGUUCAGGGUUGGGGUCAGGGAUGCGGGCAGGUUCAGGGUUGGGGUCAGGGAUGCGGGCAGGUUCAGGGUUGGGGUCAGGGAUACGGGCAGGUUCAGGGUUGGGGUCAGGGAUGUGGGCAGGUUCAGGGUUGGGGUCAGGGAUGCGGGCAGGUUCAGGGUUGGGGUCAGGGAUACGGGCAGGUUCAGGGUUGGGGUCAGGGAUGCGGGCAGGUUCAGGGUUGGGGUCAGUGGGAGGGGCGAAUGGCCUGGACCCUGACACCCAGCGAAGGCUCUCUCUGCCUGAGCCACAGACACCCCUGGACUCACAGACACCACAGAGGCACAGCUCCGACCCUGGGGGGAGCUAAGGAGCGGUGAGGGGGGAGAAAAGGGACAUAGAGAGGGAAAGGAGGGGUAGCUCUGUUUUUCCUCUUUCUCAGUCACACAUCUCAUUGGGUCCUUCCCUCAGUCCAGGCGUAAACAGACACACACAUAAGAGGGCGUCCCUUUUCUCCCUUCAGCCUCUAAAACCUCACCUAUAGGCACUGAGUGUGCCUCACCUCUGACCUCUAACCUCUGACCUGAGGAGAAACCUUGUUUGGAGAGGGGGAUGUCUCUCUUUUUCAGGGGUCCUUACCCCUAUCUGGCUCCUAACGUUACCACAGCGUUACCAAACCCACAGACAGCAAGAGAGAGAGAGAGAGAGAGGGAGAGAGAGAGAGGAGCACAGCCCUUCUGAACUCAGUCCGGUCCAUUCUGGCCUACAGAGAUGACUACAGAACGCUCACUCACAUGACUGGUUCUGUUUAGAAACGUCCCUUUACUGCUGUAUCCAGUAUUGGAUUACCAUAAUGGGGAGGGGGAAAAAAACUAUAAUAAUUAUAUAAGUAGCCAUUAUGUCUUGCACUGAAAUUUACAGACAUUCUAUCUAACAUGUCCGUGACGCUUCCGAAAACUGGUUGGUUGGUGAACUGUAGUGUUAGCUGGCCUAACAGAAACUCUGGUGUCCUGUCCUGUCACAUCAUUGGCCCCUUUUCCCUAAGGUCCGUAUCCCAGGAGGCGGAGCCAAGGCCCCAAGAGCAUACUGGAUUGGCUGGUUUGCACCUCAGGGGUGGGGUUGGAGGAAGGGUUUAAAAGCCAUGACUUCUUUGAUGAACAUAUCAAAUCCCUAUCAGAACCUUGUACAGAUUGCUAGAGAGCGGGAGUCUUUGUACAGUUCAAUAUGCAAACACUGGCGAGAGAGGAGUGUUGUAUCCUAUAUCUGUGUUGAUAAUAUCAGAUUCAGGUUCCAAAGCUUUUUGCCCUAGUUUUGUCGGUAGUUCACAAAGCAUGGCUUAGUUUCCCCCUCUAACACCUGAAGAAGAAAUGACCCACAUUUACCCGUCCAAGGAUCUGACUACACAGCAAUACGCAGCCCCAGGAGAGAACACACUCCACACACAUUAUAAUGUAGAUCUUCCAUCAUCUCCCCAUGUUGCUGUACUACUGCAGGGGUCCUGUCUCACUCUCUUCCUCCACCUGUCCUUUCUCUGGGGAGAGUCUCUGCACAUGGUAGUUGAUGACACAAUGGCGGCCUACGAUACGCAGGGAACCUGAAGAUUGUAUUUAACCGCUUGCUGGUCUGAGCUUCUUAUUUAUUUAUUGGUUUUAGGAAUUUGAUGUUCUUUGUAGAUUGUACCAAAUAUGAUUUCUCGUUUUGCAGAAAGAAGAUGUACAGUUUAAACUUAUUUGGUGGAAGGAGUGAAAUAAUAUUUGUUUGUAAAUGUGGACAGGUACCUCUCCCCACAUUUGUGUGUUUGUUUUAACAACUGUUAUGUCAGUACAACCAUUAUAGAUGUUUGAGUAAUAUGACUGUUUGACAGGAGUUGCACUUUAUUAUUAUAAUUAUAAUUUACUCUUCAUCAAUCCUGACCAGAGAUGUUAGCACUGAUGUCUGUGUCCACAAACUGGGCACAGACAUUAAUUCAACAUCUAUGUUGGUUCAAUGUAAUUUCCUUGACAUGACGUGGAAACAACAAUGAUUCAACCCAUGUGUGUCCAGUGAGCAGUGGGCUAAUAUUACCAUCAGAUCUGAGAAGGGGCGGAGAGCUUUUAGCUCCCAGAGUAAGAUUUAAACAGUGAGAGUUAAAGUGAGUCACAAAGCGGUGAGUAGUGGUUGUGUGUAGUGUGUAUCGUGCACGGUGACAACACAUUGUAUCUGUAUGCAGGGAAGAAUAGAAGCAGGUGAGCUAGCUGGAGGAGGCAAAACAGUGUUUUGAAGUGAUGAGUAAUGAACAUUAAAUGACUAUAUAUAUUUAGCUUGUUAGAAAAAAACGGAAUCACAAAGACAAAGACAUUUGUCAGGUUUCAGCUAAGACACGCAAGCAGGCACACACACACAUGCUAUUAGGCGCACUGUUCACUGUUAAUCACUGUUAGUAAUAUCUUUGCAUGUAAAACCUGUGUUAGUGAAUUGGAAGCGAGAUAAUGCAUUAGUUGUGCAUGGGAUAAUGCAUUUUAGUGUUGAACCAAAGCAACUGAAGGGAAGCAAUUACUGUAUUCUGCAUUGAAUUGAAUGGAAUGGGAAAAUUGAUAAAUAGAUGGUUUUUGAUCUAAGGAGGCCAUUUAAGCUGCCUGAAGUCAAAUCACUGCACAUCUUCAAUGGUUGUAACAGUGACACAACAGAUGCCAACGACGACAACAAAAGAAUAGCAUAGGCCAGUAUCUACAAUUUCUUAAACAAUUGUUGAGCUCUUGCUGUGUCACUGUUACAACCAUUGAAGAUGUUCAGUGCAGUGAUGGAACUGGACACACUAAAUAAGCUCAGUUGAAAAGGGGUCUCUUUUGGUUUCGGCGCUUCGACUCUGCUUUUGACUUCAGGCAGCUUAAAUGGCCUCCUUAGAUAGUGAAAAGUCUCAUUUUGUACAGUUUUACAGUCAAGCCAACCCUCCCAGAAAAUAGACUACCCACACUAUAGGAUGUUAUAAUACAGAGCCUUUCCAAUAUCUGUAGUCUGUCACUUCACAUUGUUUUUUUGUUCCUCAAUCAUCACAGAACUGCCUAAUAUACCAUCUACAAUAGUUUUUAGUCACAUAAUCUCUGUCUUGAAGGAUAUUCCCAACACUUUAGAAUUCAAGUUCCAUUUUGCAUUCUUCAUAAUCACCACCCUAAUGUCGACUGACUGGGUUUAGGUGUAGAUCUAGAGGGAUUAAGUUAUCUAUAUUAUAUCAACAAAAUACUGUAAUGUAUGUAAAGUUGUCAUAGAAAGCUCAAACAAGGAAAUGUAAUUAGCUUCCAGUGAAACAUGUCCACCCACUGGGAUUUGUCAUGGUGGCUGAGUGAAUGGAUCUCACAUUUUAGCAACCUACACCAAAGAUUAUCUAUUAUAUUGACAAGAUAGUCAAGUGACCGCUAUAAUAAUGGAAAUACAUGUCCUCAAAGAUGGAAGGCAGGCGGGAGGAGCCGAGAUCAGGUGGGGCCAUUCUAGCCAAUGAGAGGGAAGAUAUGCGAGUGAACAACAAGAACAACUUCCAUACAAAAUUGUUUUAUAUCAGUGCAUUCGUAACAACCAACCAAUUACGAAACUUCUAUUUGAUCAAUUAAGCCUCACAUAGCAAAUAAGUUAUUCAACUUUUUGUUGACCAAAUUCAACACUCAUUGACCGCCAAACAAAAAUUCCUCACUUCGUGGUCUUACUUUCUUGGACAGAUUUUGGGUGGAGUAAACCCUCUCGCUUCGCCUCCUCUUUGCCUACACACACACACCUCUGUUACACAAGCCUCUCGCACCUCUCACAUUUGCCAGAGCACUUUUCAGCUCUUUUCAACUUUAUAGUAUAUUAUAUAAAUAUUAUGCUGCAUCAUUGGUCCCGAAUUUGUAGAUAUUUUGAGCAGUGGGGUUUUUGGUAAAGUUUACACUGGAUUGCUCUUUCCCGCCUCCCCCCUGUACAUAAGAACAUCUUGUAAAGGAAUACAUUCUUGGCACCCAUAUAGCCAGCACUAUGCAGACAUUUCUUUGGCAUGCUUUGAAAUGCAGAAAAACUGUAGAGGAAACAACAUAAAGUCUGUUCAACAUUUUAAUCACGUAAAUAAAGAUGUUAAUAAUAUUGUUAAUAAUAAUGACGAUGAUGAUGAGGGGUAUAAUGAUAAUGAACAAGAUUACUUUAAUAUUGUGCACAUUUUAUUUGCAUGCUGCACUGAGAAUCUUUUCAGAAAUGAGAGGAUGGAUGCACAAGGAAGGCAGCUGAUUUUGGGCUGUGUGCUUGCGGCUGUGUAGAGUAAUACACUGUAUACUUCCGGGUCAUGGAAGAGUAACAUAUACUGUACUUCCUGGUCAUGGGAGAAAGGGACACUGAAAAGUUACAAGAUACUGUAACAUUAUGGAGGAUACAUGUGCGGGGCUACGGCCAGCUCUGCCACAGUUGGCUUUCAGACUAGGGAAUAUGAAUAAUAAUAAUACAAUUCUAGCCUGACCAUGUUGGAGUGCAUCGCCUAUGUCACCCUGUUCAUAUCAGACACCACAGCAAGCUAGAAGACAGAAGCAGCUCCAGGUCUUGAUUGUGUGAUAGCGUUAUACAUGGUUGACUUUAUAUAACAUUUCAAAUAUUUAUUUCAAUAAACCUCUUUGAAAACAAA
Molecule: messenger RNA, 9254 nt
Organism: Salvelinus fontinalis (brook trout)
Lineage: Eukaryota; Metazoa; Chordata; Actinopteri; Salmoniformes; Salmonidae
Gene: kcnh2b
Product: potassium voltage-gated channel, subfamily H (eag-related), member 2b
Exons: 15
Coding region: 1068-5009 (1313 amino acids)
Biological process (GO): potassium ion transmembrane transport; regulation of heart rate by cardiac conduction; membrane repolarization during action potential
Cellular component (GO): membrane
Molecular function (GO): inward rectifier potassium channel activity
Source: RefSeq, a predicted model, not a curated record